AUGAGGUCUCGGGACGCAGAGCAUCCGCUCUCUCUAACUCUGCCGCCCCUAAAGAAAUCGGCUAAUCUUACAGAGGCUGAGACGCGGCAAGCUCUCCGACAGCUACACGAAUUUUCUUACUAUCCCGUCCCUGAAGUCCUCGAGCUGGAAGGAUCCGACAAGAGCCAGGAUGCAUCCGCUCCAGACUCUGGUUAUGCCUCCGAAACCGACGCUGACGAGGCAUCCAAGGGAGAAAAGGCAGUUCCGCUCUACUUGGAUCCCAUAGAGCGUGACUUUGCCCUGCGUUGGCUUACUGGCUUCAUCGGACAAGCCUGGGAAUUCCCUCUGAGCGAUGACACGCGCGACGAAUUCGUGGAUGCUGCAUGUUCGCUGCUCUCGCACUUGACGCAUACGGAAGAUGAAGGCAAGCAGCAAGACGAAGAUCCCGGCAUGACGCGACGAUUUGUGUUCUCAAGUGGCGACGGCGCCAAGGACCUCGUGAUCGAUCUCAACGAUACUCCCAUGCAGCUGGGUGACGACCAUGAAGAUGUCGGGCUGCAGACGUGGGGGGCGUCCAUCGCAUUCUCGCAAAUGUUUUGCAAUGCGCCGGCAAAAUUUCUACCAAGCACGAAGGAGCUGGGUUCUACGACACGAGUCGUCGAACUUGGCGCGGGAACAGGACUCGUCAGCCUGGUUCUCGCAAGCGUAUUAUCAUCAAUAGCCGCUUCACAACCGUCAAUCGUUGCGACAGACUACCAUCCCGCCGUGUUGAAGAACCUGCAAAGGAAUGCAGCCUCCCACCACAAACCAGGAUCUACCGCUUUGGUUCAAGUGGCUCAUCUUGAUUGGUGUGCGCCGACGCGGGAACCUCCUCUGGACGUGCCGGCAGACAUGAUCGUUGCAGCAGACGUCGUCUAUGCUGCAGAACAUGCUCGAUGGCUUCGUCAGUGCGCUGCGUACCUGCUCGCGCCCGAUGGCGUCUUUUGGCUGAUGGCCUCUAUCAGGCCCAAUGGCAAAUUCGCCGGCGUCUGCGAUUCGAUAGAAGCCAUCUUCGCUGAGCAAGACACCGCUGCCGCGAACGUCCGCGGUCAUUUGAGGAUCCUGGACCACCAGUGGAUAGACAAGAAGCACAAUGUUGGGCGAGCGGACGAAAUCGGGUAUAAGCUCUUCAGAAUCGGAUGGGCGUGAAAUACCCGCGGGUACCUAUU
Messenger RNA from Trichoderma citrinoviride, 1187 nucleotides. RefSeq lists its product as hypothetical. The coding region runs from base 1 to 1167 and encodes 388 amino acids. The record is from RefSeq and is a predicted model, not a curated record. The transcript has a single exon. Lineage: Eukaryota; Fungi; Ascomycota; Sordariomycetes; Hypocreales; Hypocreaceae.